Rangifer tarandus platyrhynchus (Svalbard reindeer) is the source of this 483-nucleotide messenger RNA. NCBI's taxonomy places the organism in Eukaryota, Metazoa, Chordata, Mammalia, Artiodactyla, Cervidae. The record is from the annotation of a GenBank genome assembly.
AUGUCGCCAAAUGGCGACAGCCCCUCUCACCGGAGCGGCCGCCGCCCUGGCUUUUGGGGAGCGUCGCUGAAGUGCCCGUCGGACGCCCCCGACCUGGGAGCCCAGGGACAGUCUGCAGUGUCUGACGCGGCUGGUCACCCACUGCGACAGGAGAGUGGGGAUUGUAGGCGAGGGGGCUCAGUACACACCUUCAUUCAAUCAUCCAUUCGGUUCACCGUUUAUUGCAAGUCAGACGGGCCCCAGGAGUCUUGGCAUCAAUUACUUCUGGUGCCAGAAACCCCUGCCGAGGAAACCCUCACUGGGAGGCUCCCCGUGGUAAGCUCUAGCUGGGGAGCCCAUCAGCCCUUCCAGAAGAAACUGAGGCACAGCGCAGAAGAAACAGACAUCGUUUCCUGCCAGCAGCUUCAAGAGCCAGUGGGUCCUCCUGCCCCUCCGCCGCAGCGCUCCACAGCGGUCCUCGUUGGUGCCCCGCCGUCCAGCUGA